Messenger RNA from Penicilliopsis zonata CBS 506.65, 1460 nucleotides. RefSeq lists its product as hypothetical. The record is from RefSeq and is a predicted model, not a curated record. Gene Ontology annotation, biological process: phospholipid metabolic process. Lineage: Eukaryota; Fungi; Ascomycota; Eurotiomycetes; Eurotiales; Aspergillaceae. The coding region runs from base 65 to 1018 and encodes 317 amino acids. Gene Ontology annotation, molecular function: phosphatidate phosphatase activity. The transcript is spliced from 4 exons.
UCCCCGGGGGACUUAUUGGGAAGCCUCCAGAUGGUUGAAUAUCCAUUCCAUUAGGUCGUUCAGAAUGCCUCUCAAUGGGUUGGCUGCGAGGUCAGCAGCGCCUGUUGCGCAGCAGCCAGGUUUCGCCGGUGCCUUUGCUCGCUUCUACCAACGGUCGUAUGCGCCGGAUUAUAUCGCGUUGGGUGUUCUGAUCGCAGGCUGGCUGUUGAUUCAAGCAUUCGUGACCCCGUUCCAUCGCAUGUUUUCUCUGGACAAUAAAGCGAUUCAAUACCCGUUUGCAGAGGUGGAGAGAGUGCCUGUGGUGAUGUCUGUUAUAUACGCGGGGUUCAUACCCUUUGUGAUCCUUCUGCUCUGGGCAGCCAUGUUCCAGCCCGGCACCCACAAGGCCCAAGUGACGAUCCUGGGACUGUUCAUCUCUCUCAUGUUGACGUCCUUCAUCACCGAUAUCAUCAAGAAUGCCGUUGGGAGGCCACGGCCGGAUCUUAUCUCUCGCUGUAAGCCUGCCAGAGGCACGCCACAGAACACGCUGGUCGCAUAUUCCGUCUGCACCCAGCCCGACGCACAUAUCUUUCAAGAGGGCUGGAGAAGCUUUCCCAGUGGGCACAGCAGCUUCUCUUUUGCCGGUCUGGGAUACUUUUUCCUCUUUCUAUCUGGACAGAUGCAUGUCUUUAGACCGAGGACAGAUCUCGGCCGCUGCCUGCUUGCCUUGGUGCCUUUACUCGGCGCUGCGAUGGUCGCCUGCUCGCGUCUUGCAGAUUACAGACACGACGUCUACGAUGUCACAUGCGGAUCGGUCCUGGGCUUCCUGGUGGCCUAUUUUUCCUACAGACGCUACUACCCUCACUUGCGGUCCGUCAGGUGUGACGUGCCCUAUGACAAGGCUGAUCUGGUUACGCCGGAAGAUUUUGGAAGACUCCCGGACGAUGAGGAGCGGCAGUUUGGACUUCUUUCCCGGACAUAUGACGGAACAGACGACACCUACCAGCUAGACGAGGCGGCGAACACUCGGGGGCGGUAGGGAGACUCUUUUUUUGGAACUUGUGGAUAUAGGAUGUAUUAUUUUUGUGACAGAUGAUACCCUUGGAGCAUUGAUCGGCCGAGAGAUUGCAUAGCGGAAGAGAGCGUAUUGUGGAAUUCUGAAGUCCUUCCUGACAACCUUUGAUAUAAACCCCAACUGCUUUAUGAUCUUUUUGACAUCUCUCCCUCGAUGGUAGUCCACUUUGUCACUUCUUGGAAGUCCAUGACUCUAUUGGGACCUCCGUAUCUACCUAGGGUAUCCUUCCAGUUUCUAUUUGUCGCAUUCUCGGGAUCCCACUUGACGAUCUCAUGAAUGUUGGGAGGAAUCUUGUCUUCCAUGGCAUCGACAAUCAGAUCGCCGAUCGAGGGAAGAAAUUUGAAUCCUGUGCGCAUACUUAGUCUGAAGCCUGCGGGGUGAGAUCUGCAUAGUGUAUGUAUAUAUA